AUGAAGCCAGUAAUCGGUUUAGUGCUUUUGGGACUGUUCCAUAGUAAUGCGGACGGAAGUCAAGCAGAUGGUGAUCUGCGUAUUGUCAAUGGCUACGAAUUGGACAUUUCCUCUGCCAAAUAUGCGUUAAGUUUGUGGGUAGACGGUAAUUUCCAAUGUGGAGCUAGUAUCAUUACCCUAUCCCAUGCCCUGACCGCCGGUCAUUGUGUGUACAACUAUAUUAACUAUCCAUCUAGGAUAACAUUGAACGGAGGCAGCACAUCUCCCACUUUUGGAGGUUUCACCAUCCCAGUGGUUGCAGUGGCCGUACAUCCUAACUACAAUGCAAAUGCGUAUGCACUUGUGUCUGAUUUUGAUGCAGCAGUUCUAACAGUACCUGUGAAUGAGUUCGGUGGGAAGCCAAAUAUGGCACCGAUAGAACUAGCGUUCGCAGAAACGCCAGUUGGCACAACUUGCUAUGUAGUUGGAUGGGGACGUACUAACUUUAACGUACCAGUUUUCGCAAACAGUUUACGUUACGCGUACAUGGACAUCAUAUCUCUAGACACUUGUGCUGCAGUAUCGGCUCCUUCGACCAUAACGUCUAACAUGAUUUGUGCCAAAUACCCCUAUGGUGUGGAUACUUGCAAAGGCGACAGUGGCGGUGCAUUGAUAUGUAAGGAAAGGCUGAGUGGAAUCAUUUCCUUUACUAACAACGAAUGUAAUAGCUUUUUGCCUGCUGGAUUCGCUAAUGUACUUGCACCCAGCAUUCGCUCCUUCAUUGCAACCCAAACUGGAAUCUAA
Anopheles moucheti is the source of this 783-nucleotide messenger RNA. Its product is annotated as trypsin 3A1-like. Gene Ontology annotation, biological process: proteolysis. Lineage: Eukaryota; Metazoa; Arthropoda; Insecta; Diptera; Culicidae. The record is from RefSeq and is a predicted model, not a curated record. Bases 1 to 783 code for a protein of 260 amino acids. The transcript has 3 exons. Gene Ontology annotation, molecular function: serine-type endopeptidase activity.